Oryza brachyantha (malo sina) is the source of this 1236-nucleotide messenger RNA. RefSeq names its product nuclear cap-binding protein subunit 2. The transcript is spliced from 8 exons. The record is from RefSeq and is a predicted model, not a curated record. Gene Ontology annotation, biological process: mRNA cis splicing, via spliceosome. Gene Ontology annotation, cellular component: nuclear cap binding complex. Gene Ontology annotation, molecular function: RNA cap binding. Bases 180 to 905 code for a protein of 241 amino acids. Lineage: Eukaryota; Viridiplantae; Streptophyta; Magnoliopsida; Poales; Poaceae.
CUUCCUCCGACGACAUUUACCUUCCAUGGCUCGAUAGCCUGUUCCAGGGCAAAUUAGGGUUUGGCAAUCAGCGGCGCACCACGAAACCCUCACCAAAAUCCCCCCAAUCCCUAACCCUUCCUCGGCCGGAGGCAGAAGCCCCAGCAAAGGGGAAGAGCUCUGCCGCCACUCCGCCGCAAAUGGCGUCCCUCUUCAAGGACCCGAGUAAGCUGUCCGCGUACCGGGACCGGCGGUUCUCCGGGACGCAGGAGGAGUACGAGGCGGCGCUGCAGGCGUCGACGACGGUGUACGUGGGGAACAUGUCCUUCUACACCACGGAGGAGCAGGCCUACGAGCUCUUCACCCGCGCCGGCGAGAUCAAGAAGAUCAUCAUGGGCCUCGACAAGAACUCCAAGACCCCCUGCGGCUUCUGCUUCAUACUGUACUACUCCAGGGAGGAUGCUGAAGAUGCAGUCAAAUAUAUUAGUGGAACGAUGCUUGACGAUCGCCCAAUUCGUGUUGAUUUCGAUUGGGGCUUUGAAGAAGGCAGACAAUGGGGCCGUGGGCGGAGUGGUGGACAAGUAAGGGAUGAGUAUCGUACAGACUAUGAUCCUGGAAGAGGUGGCUAUGGUAAGAUGGUUCAGAAAGAGCUAGAAGCACAACGUGAAUUAGUUGACUAUGGUACUGGUGCUUUUCAACCUAAUGCACCGCCUCAAUAUGACAGGGGUGACAGGAAGAGAGGAUAUGGAGACUCCUACCGGAACGACAGAGAUUACCAACGGAAGCGUUACCGGAAUGAUGCGCAAAGAGCGCCUGACUCAGACUCCAAGAGAGAUACAAAUGAUUCGGAGAAGAAUCCUAGAUUCCGUGAGAAAGGUGAUUCUGAUGAAGAAGACGAUGAUUACGAUAAGAGGCGACGGCGCUGAAUUUAAGGAACGAGUGCUGACAUGCGAAUGUCCAGUGACUGGAGUAGUGACGCGUCAAGCUUGUGUUUUACCUAGUGUACCAUAUUACUUGAUAUUUCUGUCAGCAGUUCAUCGUUUAUGUUUAACCUCAUAAUCAGUUCAGUUCCUUUCUAUGUUGCACAUUGGUUCAUCAACAUCGCAUGGGACUGGGAAGGGAUUAUGCAUCAGCUAUCCAUGAGAAAUUUAGCUCCAUUGACAUUUUUGGCGUGUGUGCGCUAUUUAAUUAGAUUGGCUACUAAUUUGCCUUACAAGGAUUCUAAGACCCAAUGGCAAGAGCACACUAAUCGGUUCA